Messenger RNA from Candidozyma auris, 2094 nucleotides. RefSeq names its product pseudouridine synthase PUS7 (gene PUS7). Bases 1 to 2094 code for a protein of 697 amino acids. The record is from RefSeq and is a predicted model, not a curated record. Gene Ontology annotation, biological process: pseudouridine synthesis. Gene Ontology annotation, cellular component: nucleus. The transcript has a single exon. NCBI's taxonomy places the organism in Eukaryota, Fungi, Ascomycota, Pichiomycetes, Serinales, Metschnikowiaceae. Gene Ontology annotation, molecular function: RNA binding; pseudouridine synthase activity.
AUGGAGGGUGCCGCCAAAAGAAGUGCUCCCAUAGCAGCGGAAGAUGCUUCAAAAAAAGCUAAAGUGUAUGCUGCUCCAGGCAAAGUAGUCCUGGAAGCAGAUGUGGGCGUCACACAGUACAUCAAUGAGUCUUACAAGACCGGAGGAGGGUUCUAUGGGACCAUCAAGCAGCGGUAUUCUGACUUUCAGGUGAACGAAGUGUCGUUGGAUGGGACAGUUGUGCGUUUAACCGAUGAGGGCAUCGACUUGGGAAAAACAAAGAAAGAAAGAAAACAGGAAAGGAGGCAGACGGAGCGUGCUGAUCUCCAAGAUAAAUCUCCCGAGGAGCUUGAGGCUAUUAAGGCAAAACGUGCUCAGGAGAAAGAAGAGAAACCAGAGAAUGGCGAUGCUUCUUCUCCAAAGUAUGAGCUCAGUGAGGAGCACAAGGCUCGUUUAUUACAGUUGAUGAAGCCUGAGGAGCUUCAAGAGAUUGAAGACCUCUUCACAACUGGUGGCAAUAUGGAAACCAAGACCCAAUUUGACGAUAAGGCCACAAGAACGCAGUUGCAUCAGCUCCUCAGACAAGCAUUCCAAGGCAAAUUGGAAACCAUGACAUCGCCUGAAAACACAUUCAAGGUUGCAUUAUCCAAGGGCACCAACAAUAACAGAGGACGUAACGUCAAUCAUGUGGACGAUCUGGGCGUGAUCAACUACGGCUUGGGCCCAUUCAAGAAUUAUUUGCAUUUCACCCUCUACAAGGAGAAUAGAGAGACGAUGGAAGUAGCCUCAAUGAUUGCCAAGUACCUCAGGAUCCCCCACAAGGCUGUGAAGUACGCUGGUACGAAAGAUCGUCGUGGGGUCACUUGCCAGAGACUCAGUGUCCAUAAGGGCAAGGUUCAAAGAGUAACUGCUCUCAACAAGGGGUUGAAUGGAUCUAUUCUUGGUGGGUUCAAAUAUGAGAGCACAUCUCUUGCUCUUGGAGACUUGAAGGGAAACGAGUUCUUGAUUGCCAUUCGUGAUGUUCAAACUGAGCAGGAAAACCUCGAGGAAGUCGUUGACAAAGCAUUUAAUUCUCUCAAAGAUAAAGGCUUCAUAAACUACUACGGCUUACAAAGAUUUGGAACGUUUUCCAUCUCAACUCAUGUUUUGGGUAUCGAACUACUCAAGGAAAACUGGAAGAAUGCUGUUGAUCUCCUUCUAGCUGAACAAGAUAGAACUGUCGCUGAGUCUGUCGAGGCCCGCAGAAUUUGGGCAGAAAACAGAGAUGCUGCUGCUGCUGCUAAACUCAUGCCUAGGCGUUGCUUUGCCGAGCAAACUGUCCUUAAUACUCUAGCCAAGGAGGAGAGAAUCGACGUCGAUGGAGCUGAGGAUUACCACAAGCAAGCUUAUUUCCGUGCAAUUAUGCAAAUUCCCAGGAAUUUGCGUCUUAUAUACGUUCAUGCCUACCAAUCUUAUGUUUGGAAUAUGGUUGCAUCAAAGAGAAUCGAGCUCUUUGGCUUGGAGGUACGUGAGGGAGACUUGAUCCUUGUUGAGCAAAAGAACCCUGAAAACCAGAAAGUCGUGUCCAUUGAUGAAGAUGGAGAAGAAUUCGAGGAGGAUGUCGCAGGCACUGCUUCUGAUAGAGUUCGUGCACUCACAAAGGAGGACAUUGACUCAGGCAACUACCUGAUCUAUGACGUUGUACUUCCUUCGCCAGGAUACGAUGUGGUGUACCCAACAAGUCCAGAGCUCAUGGCUGUGUACGAGCAGGUGAUGGCGAAAGAUGGCCUUGAUCCUCACAACAUGCGUAGAAGAGUCCAAGAGUUCUCCUUGGCCGGUUCUUACCGACCACUCAUGGGAAGGGCUGAGCAACUUUCGUACAAGAUUGUGAGACACAGAGACAAUGAUGAUCCGAUAUUGCGCACCGACUUGGAGAUCUUGCGUGCUAAGAAGGAAAAAAACGAAGACCUAGAAAGAGUGAUAGACUGCUCGGGCACCGAAGAUGCAACUCAGACAGCCAUAGUCUUGAAGAUGCGUUUAGGCGUAAGUUGCUACGCUACCAUGGCACUCCGAGAGUUUAUGAAGGCCGACACUAGUCGAUUCAGUGCCAAUUUCGAUGUCAAAUCGAACAAGUAA